AUGGUUGAGAUAUAUAUAAAGGGGAUCAAGAUGACGUCAAUGUCAAGUCUGAUUGAAACCCCCGAGCCACCCCUACCGGAAACCCUGCCUGACCUUAUACAGUUGUCCUCUGAACUGCAAAACUCCAUUCAACACCUAGAAGACUCCAACUACCAAUUAAAUGAAGCUCUAAAAAAUGAAUUUGACGAGUGCCUUUACCAGGCAGUUGUGGAGAACGAAUUCAUCAUUUCCAAAAAGAAACAGCGUUUAGAAUCUGUACAAAAUGAAAUUGAUAAGUUAAACCCAGAAUUUAAAAUUUAA
Babesia microti strain RI is the source of this 300-nucleotide messenger RNA. RefSeq lists its product as hypothetical. The transcript has a single exon. Gene Ontology annotation, biological process: proteasome regulatory particle assembly. Gene Ontology annotation, molecular function: protein-macromolecule adaptor activity. NCBI's taxonomy places the organism in Eukaryota, Apicomplexa, Aconoidasida, Piroplasmida, Babesiidae. Bases 1 to 300 code for a protein of 99 amino acids. The record is from RefSeq and is a predicted model, not a curated record.